AAAAUCAAUUUUAGUCAUUAGUAAUAUUUUAUUACGAGAGUGCGCACGCCGGUUUCUGGGAGAAUGCGGAGAAUAGGCAAAAGUGUGCGAGAAAGAGAGGCGGCGAGGAGCUAGGUGGCUGACUAGUGCGCUGCUGCUGGUGCUGCUAUGGCAACACACACCACACAUCUUCUUCGAAUUGAAUAUUUUGGCACUUUUCGGGUUGCUGUGAUCGUCGAUAGGCGUGCAAGUAACGAAAAUAGUUGGAAUUCAUUGCUCGGCCGGAGUACACCGCAAUCGCAGGCAGCCUCUCGUCUCGCCAAUAGAGCGCGCCAACAAAGAUCGGAUUUUUCGGGUUUUGUCGAUUGUAGUACCUACAGGCACAUUGUCGACUCGGAUUAGGUGGUGCGAUCGCGCGUGCUUCUCAUCUCUGUACUUGCGGAGAUUCGGAGUUAUUUUUUUUUUGGGUCGGGAUCUGUAUGUGCACACAUAAUACACAGAUUUGUUGGUGACUGAUGACUGGUUUUGUGUAUUGUUACCUCUGCUAGCCGAAGCGGCUUGUCUCGUUAGUUCUUUUUACUGAUGUUGGUACCUUCUUUUUUGGCACUUCAAUUGAAUUCGAACGAAUGUACUUGUUGUGAGCGGAGCAAGUUACGAUCGAUCGGUUCGCGGGUGCGCUAGUCAGUCGAAGAGAGAUGCUGCGUGUAGAAUUAUCGCGCGCCUUUUGAGUUUAAGUGGUGAUUCUUAAGAUAAAUAGCCGAAGAGUGUAUGUUUGGCGAAUGUGCUGAAGUUUGAUGAAGACACGGCUUGCCAAAAAAUCACAGUGAGAGCUCACGUGCUGAGCUGCGUUAGUUGCCGGUCCUAAUCGUACCAGUCAUCAUCCAAGUGCUUCAGAAGACUAGUCCAACGGUGGAAGAGAAGAGAUCGUACCCGGAUUAGGUAUUAACACUCGCUCUCGCUGGCCGAGGAAUUUCGAGUACCCGGAGUGUCGAGUGUCAAGGGUCGGAUUAAGUAUCGGAUUAAAGUGAGUGCAAGAAGAAGAACACCAGUGGAAAACAACAAAAGAUUUAAACGCUCGUUCCCGAUAGCAGCGGCGACGGCGACGACGAACCCCUCGGUUCAACGGAUCUCCAGAAGGAGCACGUGUUACUUCUUCCAGACCCAAAGGCCGGAUUUAAAAGUGGAUAAAUAGCGGUCGCCGAAAAAAAGUGAUGUCAUUAAACUAAACACCACCAGGCAACACAAUCGAGAAUCGAGGGCUAUUUUCCACAAAAUGUGAUCCCAAUCGGCUUCCAACUCAAAGAAACACAUAGUCAAUCGAUGAGCAGAUAGCAGAAGCAGUCGGAACCCGAUCGAAGUAAAACUACCAAAGAGCACCAAAUAGCAUCAAUUGAAGCAGAAGAAAACAAACACGAAACGCAGACGCGACGGUAGAAGGAACGGAAGAAAAUAGUAAGCUUUACAACAAACCGAAUUAAUCGGUUCAGGCACGGCAGCGCAGCGCCGCCGUUGAAAGUGAAAUAAGCAAACUGUAGACAGAAAAGCCAUCAAUCUGGAAUCGCAAACGAUCGUCGAUAUGCUGCAAAGCACGCUGGGGUCAGCACAGCGGUUUAAAAAGCGCGAGCGGACGCAAAACUGGGCCUAUGAGGAGAAGCAUUUUUUGCUGGAACUAUGCCGGAAGGAUAUGCACAUUAUCGAGAAUAAGCGGCUGGACAGUGCGCUCACCUCGCUGAAGAACCGAGCGUGGAAGAUCAUCCACCAGCAGUUCGCGAUCGCCUUCGGGACGGACCGGAACUGCAACAGGCUGAAGGAGCAGUGGCGAAGGAUGAAAGCCUGCACACGUGCCGAGAUGCUCGAUUACCAGCAGCGCAUCCAGCGAUACGGCCAAGAGGUGGCGGACCGCAAAAAGCCCAGCCAGUUCACCUUCGAAAUCUGGGAGUUUAUGCAAGAGGCGAAGAAGGUGUGCAAAAACGAACUGAUGGACGACGUGGACUACUCGAAGAUGAAGCUCUCGCUCGAGGAAAACCUACCGCAGGGGGUGUCGAUCAAGGACUCGAUCAGCGAUGAAAAUGACGACGAAAGUUCGUCCGUGUGGGAAAAGAAUUCACAGAACCUCUGUGAGGUUCAGAUCAAAGAGGACUCCAUGGAGGAAGGAGACGACUACGAUAAAAGCCGACCGGCCAAAUUCCCCCGGCUAGGGUCCCUGCCGAGUUCGUCUCCAUAUUCGGCAGAAAACGCACAUACCAAAUUCAACGAGCUGUUGGCAAGCAGUUUCGCCAGUCGACUGAACGAACAUCUGGCCAACAACAACAAUAACAACAAAAUCGAAGUCGAUAGCUACAGUAGAACUUUCGGUAACGAUUCAAAUGUAUCCGAUGUACCUGUCAACAUGUCUCAGACCGAUCUGAGCAAUACGCUGGAAGCGCUGAACAUCCUGAAGAGCCGAUUCAACCGACUCAACGAGCUCGGCCAGUGGAAGAACGCCUUCCACGAGGCGCAGAAUCUCAGCACCAACUCCAACAACAGUCACAACGAGCAUCAUCCGCAUCAGUCACCACAUCCGUCGCAUCAGCCUCUUCCUCUACCGGCCCCAGUGCAGAGGGAACUCCAGCAACCCAGUUCCCCAAUUCCGGCCAGUGCGAGCGCCACCAGCAGCCACAGUCAGCAAAAUGCAACGACCAGCAAAGUGGCCGAACAGCACCAACAGACCGAGCAUGAAUUACGGAUGGAGAUAUUAAAAACCGAUCUCGAGACAGCCAAAAUCAAUAAAGAAACCGCUGAAAUCAACCGACAAAUUGCACUCCAAAAGUUAAACAGUCUGAACAGUUGAAAUAAUAAUCACGUCUUAGCCAGAGUCGAAGCGCGCGCACCAGAUGCAGUACUUAGUGCUAAUAGUAGACAUAAUACAAUAAUUUGAACCCGAUCCAAGCAACCUACUACAGGGGCAGGACCGGCGAGCGCGCCAAGUUGAUCAAAGCAGCCUAAUCUUGCGACGAAGUAGAUAUAGAGAGAGAGUGAGAGUGCGUGAAUGAGAAGUAGACAAAGAAGAUGCUGUGCAAACUUGAUUGUAGCUACCUCAGCAGAGGGCGGUCUGAGCCACUAGCCACUGCAAAUUGCGCGAAGUGCUUAAACUGAAACUAGGCGCUUCGCACCUUGUCCAUGCCUUUCUGUUAUUAUUAUUAUUAUUUUUGGCUUUUUCCUUUGGAGUUUUAGUCUUUUAUUUUUUUUCGUUCGAGAAGAAAAAGGUAUAAUUAUACCCACUCUUCGUUUUUUGUAGAACAAAUUAAUUAAAACCAAAUCACCCGUCCAAAAACAGCGACUACGGGAUAAGGUGUAGAAGAAAGAAAGUGCUGCAUUGUUUCAAUGAAAGCACACCCAGCACUCAACUGCACACAGCACAUACACAUACCCACACUUGUAAUAUUUAAUUUAAUGUAUCUCACAUCGAAGUAAUAAUAAAUAUGAACUUAUAUAAAGGUAUAACUGAAUAAAAACAAAUCUAUGUAACUGUAAUGUA
This is a messenger RNA of Aedes albopictus (Asian tiger mosquito), 3496 nucleotides long. RefSeq lists its product as uncharacterized. Bases 1556 to 2809 code for a protein of 417 amino acids. NCBI's taxonomy places the organism in Eukaryota, Metazoa, Arthropoda, Insecta, Diptera, Culicidae. The record is from RefSeq and is a predicted model, not a curated record. The transcript is spliced from 4 exons.